Molecule: messenger RNA, 4214 nt
Organism: Engraulis encrasicolus (European anchovy)
Lineage: Eukaryota; Metazoa; Chordata; Actinopteri; Clupeiformes; Engraulidae
Gene: cntnap3
Product: contactin associated protein family member 3
Exons: 25
Coding region: 1-3942 (1313 amino acids)
Source: RefSeq, a predicted model, not a curated record
AUGGAUUUGGGGUUAAAAAGGCAAAGUGGAACACUCUCGUGGCUGACACUACUUCUUUGUUGUAUCGGUGGGACAUUAAGCAAAGAGAGCUGUGAUGGAUCACUGGUGUCUCACCUCCCUCCCUCGGCCUUCAAGAGCUCCUCUCAGCUGUCCAGUAGCCAUGGCCCAGGCUUUGCCAAACUCAAUCGCAGAGACGGAGCUGGAGGCUGGUCGCCGCUGGACUCCAAUAAGUACCAGUGGCUGGAGAUCAACCUCGGGGAGCCGACCGAAAUCACAGCCAUCGCCACUCAGGGCCGAUAUGGCAGCUCGGAUUGGGUCACCGGCUACCAGCUCAUGUUCAGUGACACGGGACAUAACUGGAGACAGUAUCGACAAGAAGACAGCAUCGGAGUGUUUUCAGGGAACACCAAUGCUGACAGUGUUGUGCCAUUCAAACUGCACCACCCCAUGUUCGCUCGAUUCCUAAGAGUUGUUCCCCUGGACUGGAACCCUAAUGGAAGGAUUGGGUUAAGACUGGAAGCAUACGGUUGUCAAUACAAGUCCGAUGUGAUGGAGUUUGAUGGGAGUAGCUCAGUGCUCUACAAAUUCAGCCCCAACUCCAGUCAAGCACCAAAAGACAAGCUGUCCCUGAAGUUCAAAACCAUGCUCAACUCAGGCACUCUCAUCCACAUGGAAGGAACGCAUGGGCCGAGCGUAACGGUGGAACUAGUGAAGGGAAAACUAUUAUUUCACCUGAGCAAAGGCAAGCAUUCAUCUCCCGACUUUCACACCUCUGCGUCGCUGGGGAGUCUUCUGUACGACCAGCACUGGCACUCCGUCACGAUCGAGCGCGUCAGCAGACACCUCAACCUUACAGUGGACAAAAGCAGCCAGCAGCUCCACGUGCCGGGCCACCUGAGUCUUUCUGACAUCAGCGAGAUUAGCUUCGGUGGCGUGUCGGGUCCUUCGGCGUCGAGAACUCUCUCCAAGAAGAACUUUGUUGGCUGCAUGGAAAACGUGAUGUACAAUGACAUGAACAUUGUCAACCUGGCUAAGGAAGGACGUCAUCAAGUACAGAAACUUGGUGCUGUCUCGUUCACCUGCACUGAGCCAAUAGACGUGCCGGUAACGUUUUCCAGCCCUGGAAGUUUUCUCCAGCUGCCACUGAGCGUGCCCAGUGACGACCUUUCUGUCAGCCUGGAGUUCAGGACGUGGAACAGAGCGGGGCUUCUGCUGACCUUUGACCUCCAGCAGCAGGCCGGCAGCACCUGGCUGUACCUGAGGGACACCAGGGCCAGGCUGCAGAUCCACAAGGCCGGCCGUGUACUCAUCGACAUCACUGCAGGGUCAGGGCUGAAUGACGGCCAGUGGCACACGGUGCAUCUGAUUGGACGAAGAGGUCGUCUGGCCAUCACUGUGGAUGGAGAUGAUGGAGGCACGGCACAAGCCAACCCCACCUUCCCCGUCAGCCCAGAGAAUCAGCUGUUUUUCGGAGGUUGUCCAGAGGGUGGUAAAUCAGGUGAUCGUGGCUGCCGAAACCCCUUCAGCGUGUUCCAGGGGUGCAUGAGGCUCAUCCGCACGGGAGACCAAGAGGUGGACCUCAUCAAGGUCCAGCAGAUGGCUCUUGGAAACUUCAGCGAUUUACAGAUGGACGUCUGUGGCAUCAUCGACCGGUGUUCCCCAAGCUACUGUGAACACGGAGGGAAGUGCACCCAGUCCUGGAGCGCCUUCCACUGCAACUGCUCACACACAGGCUACAAAGGAGCCACCUGCCACAGCUCCAUUUAUGAACAGUCCUGCGAGGCUUACAAGCACAAGGGAAACACGUCUGGGUUUUACCACGUCGAUGUGGACGGGAGUGGGCCCAUCGACCCACAGAGGAUCUACUGCAAUAUGACAGAUAAAACAUGGAUGGUGAUCCAACACAAUAACACGGAGCUCACUAAAUUAAAACCAUCCACGGGGAUAAAUCAGCACUUAGCCCACUUCAGCUAUCCUGCCGACGUGGAGCAGCUCCGGGCGAUAAUUACCAAGGCCGAGCACUGCGAGCAGGAACUUUCCUACCACUGCAAAAAGUCACGUCUUUUAAACACACCCGAAGGUGUUCCCUUCACGUGGUGGAUGGAUGGAGGUGGGGAGGUCCAGACCUACUGGGGAGGCGCCACGCCCGAGAGCAAGCAGUGUGCCUGCGGCCUGCACGAGAGCUGCAUCGAUCCCCAGCGCUUCUGCAACUGCGACGCCGAUGGAGUCGAUUGGGCUAAUGACACAGGACUGCUCUCUUAUAAGGAGCACUUACCUGUGCGAGGCAUUGCUGUUGGGGACUUGAGCAGGCCUGGCUCAGAGGCCGCAUACAAAGUGGGAGCCCUGCAGUGCUACGGUGACUUGCACUUUUGGAACUCGGCCUAUUUCAACAAGGAAACCUCGUACCUGCAUUUCCCUACCUUCCACGGCGAGCUGAGUGCUGACAUCUCCUUCCUGUUCAAGACCAGCACGGCCUCAGGAGUGUUUUUGGAGAAUCUUGGCAUCAAGGACUUCAUUCGGAUCGAACUGAGCUCUCCGUUGGAGGUGCUGUUCUCCUAUGAUGUGGGCAACGGGCCUGUGGAGGUGCGGGUGGAGUCGCCCUCUCCCCUGAACGACGACUGCUGGCACAGUGUGCGGGCCGAGCGCAACGUGAAGGAGGCCUCACUCCACGUGGACCAGCUGCCUGGUGCCACCCAGAGGGCACCGCCCGACGGGCACAUCCACCUGCAGCUCAACAGCCAGCUGUUUGUGGGAGGAACAGCGUCGAGGCAGAAGGGGUUCCUGGGUUGCAUCCGCUCGCUGCAGCUGAAUGGGAGGACACUGGACCUGGAGGAACGUGCCAAGAUCACCCCGGGGGUGCAGCCCGGCUGCCCGGGACACUGCAGCAGCUAUGGGAGCCUGUGCCAGAACCGCGGACGCUGUGUAGAGAGACGCACGGGCUUCGCCUGCGACUGCGGUCUCUCUGCCUACUCUGGAGCUUUCUGCAAUAAAGAGGUGUCGGCCUACUUCAAGCCCAGCACGUCCGUGUCCUACACGUUCAAGGAGCCCUAUGAGCUGACGAGGAACAGCAGCAGCAGCAGCGUGCAGGCCUCCUCCAUUUACUCUGACAUGACACUGCGGGCUGAGAACAUCUCGCUGGGCUUCCGCACCUCCCAGGCCCCGGCCCUGCUGCUCUACGUGGCCUCCUACUACCGCGAGUACCUCGCCGUCCUGCUCAACCGAAACGGACAAUUGGACGUCAAGUAUAAACUGCAGAGCAACAGGGAGGCAGAGGUGUUCAAGACCAACACGAGGAACUUGGCCAACGGACAACUUCACACCGUCUCUAUCAGAAGACAAGCAGAAAAUCUCUACAUCCAGGUUGACCAGUAUGAAGAGGAGGACUUCAACAUCACGUCAGAUGUGGAAUUCAAUGCGAUUAAAUCGGUGGUGCUUGGGAGGGUACAUGACUCGGUGGAGCUGGAUCCGGAGAUAGCGCGGCUGAACUCCCUGGGCUUCAGCGGGUGCCUGUCUGUGGUGCACUUCAACUCCAUCACCCCCCUGAAGGCCGCCCUGCUCUACCCGGCCACCAGCCCCGUGGUGGUCACCGGGCCCCUGGAGGAGUCGGCCUGCGGGGCCUCUGCACCCAGCCAGCACCACGCCACCGAGACCACACACUCACUAGCAGAUCAUUUUGGCUCUGUAGGCACUGGUGAACCUAUAGUCGAUGCAAUCAGCAGUGACUCUGCCUUGAUUGGAGGUGUCAUCGCCGUGGUGAUUUUUAUCAUCCUGUCAGCGCUGGCCGUCAUGGGCCGCUGCCUGUAUCGACGGAAAGAGACGUUCCAGACGCAGCAGCCCAAGGGGACCAAGGGGCCCGUGGAGGACAGCCCAGAGUUUCCCUUCAACAACGACGCCAACACGCAGUACGUGCUGAAUGAGAGCCAUAGGGAGCACUUCAUAUGAUGCCCUAGAAGUACUCCUACCCCCAACCCACUUCCAAGACCCCCGAACACUCCCUCUCCCUAUGCCCCAUCAAUACCUGCCCCCCUUCUGUUCUCUCUCUCCCUGACUCCUUCCUUUCUGUUGGACUAAUCCUGCGAAGGAAGAGGACACAUGUGAGCCUUACGGAGAGAGCCUAGAGACUUCAUGGAGCGUUUUUUUUGCAUAUUACUUGCAGGAACAGUCAACAGGUGGGAUUGGUGAGGACGUGGAAGUGAUUAUAAAAUAAAAAACAA